This is a messenger RNA of Carassius carassius (crucian carp), 3618 nucleotides long. RefSeq names its product nuclear protein localization protein 4 homolog. The transcript has 17 exons. The coding region runs from base 154 to 2031 and encodes 625 amino acids. Gene Ontology annotation, molecular function: ubiquitin binding; ubiquitin protein ligase binding. Gene Ontology annotation, biological process: ubiquitin-dependent protein catabolic process. Gene Ontology annotation, cellular component: nucleus. Lineage: Eukaryota; Metazoa; Chordata; Actinopteri; Cypriniformes; Cyprinidae. The record is from RefSeq and is a predicted model, not a curated record.
CCGUCAUAGCCCGGAUUCAUAUAGAUGUAGCACCGGCUCUAUGAGUUUGGCAUCGCUGCAUAGUUCGGAGCAGAUCAUUUAAACAGGCACCGAUACUAAAAUACGUCAACUCUCAUUUCAGCGACAUCAAGAGGGACGGUUCAUCCCAUCAACAUGGCGGAAAACAUAAUCGUCCGCGUCCAGUCUCCCGAUGGAAUGAAAAAAAUCACCUUAACAAAGCGUGAGACUGCUGCAGCUUUCCUCAAGAAGGUUGCCAAAGAGUUUGGCUUCAGUUCAAAUGGUUUCUCAGUUUACCUGAACCGGAACAAGACUGGAGAGAUCCUGUCACAGAACAAGACCCUCAGUCUGCUGAAAAUCAAGCAUGGCGACAUGCUCUUUCUUUACCCAUCCUCUGCUGGACCCUCCAGUGAGAACAUGGACACAGCUCAGCCUCACUCUUCUUCUUCCUACCCUUCCUUCCCUUCAUCCUCUUCUUCAUCAUCUUCUUUAUCCCGUUCACACUCUGCACCACAGAUCCAAGAGGACGAGAUUGACCAGUAUCUGUCCAAACAAGAGGGAAAGAUCUACAGAAACCAAGACCCCCAGCUGUGCCGGCACGGUCCCAUGGGGAAAUGUGUGCACUGCGUACCUUUAGAGCCUUUUGAUGAAGACUAUCUGAACCACCUCGACCCACCGGUCAAGCACAUGUCCUUCCACGCCAACAUCCGGAAACUCACCGGCGGAGCAGACAAGGGGAAGUUUGUGGCGCUUGAGAAUAUCAGUUGUAAGAUUAAAUCUGGCUGUGAGGGGCAUCCGCCCUGGCCAGAGGGCAUCUGUACCAAGUGCCAACCCAGUGCCAUCACUCUUAACAGACAGAAAUAUCGACAUGUGGACAACAUCAUGUUUGAGAAUCACACCAUCGCGGACCGUUUCCUCGACUUCUGGAGGAAGACGGGAAACCAGCGGAUGGGGUACCUGUAUGGACGCUACACCGAGCACAAAGACAUCCCUCUCGGCAUUCGAGCAGAGGUUGCCGCCAUUUAUGAACCUCCUCAGAUUGGAACCCAGAACAGCUUGGAGUUGAUUGAAGAUCCCAAGGCAGAAGCAGUUGAGGAGAUUGCUGCAAAACUAGGCCUGCGGAAGGUGGGGUGGAUUUUCACGGAUCUUCUGUCAGAGGACACUAGGAUAGGCACAGUCCGCUACACCAGAAACAAGGAUUCAUACUUCCUGAGUGCAGAAGAGUGCAUCACAGCUGGACACUUCCAGAACCAACAUGCCAACGCAUGUCGGCUUUCCCCGGAUGGCCAUUUUGGAUCCAAGUUUGUCACAGUAGUGGCAACAGGUGGUCCAGAUAACCAGGUGCACUUUGAAGGGUAUCAAGUGUCCAAUCAGUGCAUGGCUCUGGUGAGGGAUGAAUGUCUACUACCCUGCAGAGAUGUGCCUGAACUGGGUUAUGCCAAAGAGUCCAGCACAGAGCAAUACAUCCCUGAUGUCUUCUAUAAGGACAAAGACAAAUUCGGCAAUGACAUCACAUAUUUAGCCCGACCACUGCCAGUGGAGUACUUGAUUAUUGACAUCACCACCACUUUCCCAAAGGACCCCGUGUUCACUUUCUCCUCUACUUUUCGCUUCCCCAUCGAAAACCGAGACGCACUGGGAGAGAUGCAGGACUUCCACAGUUUAGCAACACAUCUUUCCCAGUGUUUUUCCUCCUCCUCCUCCUUCCUGGACAUCGUCUCAGACUUCCAUCUGCUUCUCUUUCUUGUCACCAAUGAGGUCAUGCCCUUACAGGACAGCAUUGGGCUUCUGCUGGAUGCAGUGAAGACAUCCAAUGAGGAGCUGGCUCAAACCUGGAAGAAAUCUGAACAGUGGGCCACAAUCGAGCAGCUCUGCAGCACAGUUGGAGCGCAGCCGUCGGGAUCUCUGGAUUAUGCCAUGGGCGGCCCAACUCUCCCCCAGGCCUCUUCAGCUGUGUGGUCCUGCCUCCACUGCACAUUCAUGAACCAGCCUGGCACUGAGCACUGCGAGAUGUGCAGUUUGCCCCGCAGCUAAAACCCCACGAAUCUGGGCUGCACCACACAUCCCACCGGGAACAGCAGUGAGAGUGGGCGUGCUUCCCUGUGUUCCUGCUGUUUUAGUAUGCCUAAUCCUUAACUCCUCGCCUCCCUCACUGACUGUGUCGCAUUUAAAUGCUGAUGGCAGCUGUGUGCCCAAAUAUGCGAUCCAAUGCUGUGAGCUGCAUCACUUUGAUGAUGUUGAUGGCCGAAGAUGAUGGGUUUUACCCAUGUAGCACUCUCUGUGUGAGCCCAGUGCAUUCUGGGACUUUUAUUUAGACAAGCACUUGGGCGAAGCUCCUUCCAACCUCCUCAUCUCCCUCCGUGGUCCAAACUAACCUUUCAGCACCAUUGGUGUAACAUCUGAUGUUUAACGUCUUUCCCCAACUCUCACUGAAGAUGUGUAAAUAAUAAACAGAAGGAAUAAUACAGUUAUUUAAUUUCAAAAGAUUUUAUAUGUUAUAGUAAACAUGCAGCAGAAGGAGCUUUGUGGUUUGCAGCACUGUUCAUGGUUUCUUAGAUCUUCAACCGUAGUUUAAAACCCUUUCUUCUCCAAACAAGCAUGCUUGCUUUUAUUUUCUUCCAUUCAUUUUUCAUAUCACUUUAUUUAGAUUGAAUUCUCAUCAAUGCUUGAUUUAGAUUGAAGUCGAAUGGUUGCUUUGGCUGCAUAGGUUCCUUUUCCUCAAGAUUGUAAUUGACUGUUGACUUCUGCUAUACUUUGAAUGUGGAUUGGUUUACGUUUGCUUUGCAAAAACUGUAGCCACUCAACUUUGGUGCAUGUAAUCUUUUACGCACCAUUUCACUGUCAUCGCCCUUUCAAUGCCAAUUUCCUCUACCGUCCCCAUGGCGCUUGUCUAGAUUUCAGUUGUGGAGAUUUUUUUUCCACCAUUCAGCCCUUGAGGAGCCUGUACCGUUGCACCUUCAAAGGGUUCUGUCAGGGCCGUCUUUGAACACGCUCUCUCACCUGCCGGCUCCACAUCUGGUGGAGAUCAUGAGAGAUUGAUUGAUUGAUUGAUUGAUUGAUAGAGAAGAACAGAGCUACAAAUAUAAAAGCUAAAGUCUAAACUUAUUCAACUUGAUUGACAUCUUUGCUUUGGACUUUUUUUAAUCCAGCCUCAGAUCUUCUACACUAGUCUGUGUAGUUCAGCAGAUAGAUUUUACUGGCUGGAAACAGGGUUAAAUUGUCUUCUGACAGCCAUUUUCACUUGGCCACGAAUCAAUGUUUUAGAAACCAGCCCAAAGACAUCUCUUAAAUAUGCAUUCAGGAGAAUUUCAGCCCUCUGAAAUGAUCUAAAUGUUUACAUUUGUGGUAUAUUUUGUAGAGUUUCUUCAAUUUUCUUAAUUCUCAAACUCAUAAUUUCCAACACUCUUAAAAUUUAGUAAAUUGGUUCACUUAAAUGGGAACACACAUCAUCAUUAUCCAGAAAUUGAAAUCUGAUUUCUGCUUUAGGAUGUUUGAGGUACAGAUAGCUGUGCUUAGGCCCCAUUGUCACAAAACACAGGUGCCCUGAGUUGUAUGCUUUCAAUUGGUUUUAGGGUUUUAAAUACAAGAAAAAAGUUCAACAAUAAAACCAAUUCCUUUCAA